AUGUUUUCUAAAUCCUCGAAUUUUGGAAAUUUCGGAAGUUCCUCAAUAACCCGCGAUUCUUUAAAAGACAAAAAUAUCGGCGGAAGACGACAGUCAAAUGUUCUUCAUAUGAGCUCAACGCCAGCCGUUUUAGGGGGAAUUUCGCCGAUUCGAAGAGAUUCCUAUAUUCCUGGCGCGAAAACUGUGAGUAGUUCUGGGCCGUUUUGCGGCAUCGAAAGCUGAGCUCUUAAACUUGACUCACCAGUUCAUAAAAUUUCAUGAUUUGGACAAUUUUCAAAAAAAAACUCAAAUCUGUUCCAGGUUCCAAUUCAUCAAUACACAGAAGAUCCAACACUUGCUUGGGAAAUGCUCAAAGAAAAACGACCAGUAAAACCAGUUCGACAAAUGCGUCUUGAUACUCCAGUAAAACCUGAUCAUGUUAGAUUUGUUUGUAUUGGAUGUACACACGGAGAACCUCUAGAUCUCAAUAAUCUACCACCUGGCGAUGUUUUAUUGGUGGCUGGUGAUUUUACUUCUUGUGGUUUGCCGAAUGAAGUUCAUCAUUUUAAUAAGUUAUUAGGUAAGUUGGGAACACAGAAUUUUUGAUUUGAUCUAACAUAAAUCUCCUGUUUUCAGCUCGCUCAAAAUUUGCCUACAAAGUAGUUAUCGGCGGAAAUCAUGAAUGUACAUUUGAUGAAACUUUCUUAAAAAUUGGAAAAGGAAAUACCGAUGUGAAAGAGAUGGCACUAAAACAAGCACUUUUGACAGCAAUUCAUUCAGACGCAAAAGCUGGAACAUCUUCCAAAGAUCUAUUAUCAAAUGCGAUUUAUCUGGAAGACAGUUGUAUCGAAUUAUUCGGAAUCACAAUUUACGGAACACCGUGGCAACCACGUGUUGAUAAUUGGGCAUUCAAUUUGUCACGCGGUCAACCACUUUUGGAUAAAUGGAAUAUGAUUCCAGCUGGAAUUGAUGUUCUCUUAACACAUACUCCACCUUUAGGACACGGAGAUCAAAUGUUGAAUGGGCAAAGAAUGGGAUGUGCUGAAUUAUUGAAUACUGUAUUUAAACGAGUUCGUCCAAAAUAUCAUGUUUUUGGACAUAUUCAUGAAGGAUAUGGUUGUACAACUGAUGGUUAUACUAAAUUUAUCAAUUCGUGUCUUUGUAAUGAGAAAUUAGAAAUGAAGGUAGGCCAGAUUCAGGAUUUUAUUUAAAAAGAGUGGAGUUUGCUCCAAAAAUCUCAAAUUUUUUUGCAGAAUGAUCCAAUAAUAUUCGACAUUCCUGUUCAUCCACACACCAAACAAUUCUACCUUCAAAAUGUGAAGAAAAUCAUGAAACGAUUCCAGAAGAAAAAAUAA
This is a messenger RNA of Caenorhabditis angaria, 1334 nucleotides long. The record is from the annotation of a GenBank genome assembly. NCBI's taxonomy places the organism in Eukaryota, Metazoa, Nematoda, Chromadorea, Rhabditida, Rhabditidae.